GACAGACUUCCCUGACAAAGUAUCAAUAGGCAUUCUGGUCUCUUUAGCUCCAGAAAUUAGCAAGAAGACCUCGGACCCUGAGUGAGACAGGAGGAAUGGGAAGUCCCCUGUGUGUCCCCAUUUUCUUGGCUGUAUGCAUCUUGAUCCAAUCAAGUACCCAUGGACAAAGCCUAAGACCAGGAUGUACAUCAGCAGGAAGCUGCAAUCGGGAGCCAGAGCCAGCACUCACACCCAGGACUUCAACAAGGGAUGCAGAGCCAUUCGGAAGAAGAACUCGAGUUACAGCAACAAAGAAAACACUGCUGGAGACAGAAACCAGGUUCCUGCUCUUCAAAGACAAAGCCAAUAAGGGCUGUCAGAUUCGGCUCCAUCACGCAGACACGCUUCAGGAGUGCGGCUUCAACUCGUCGCUGCCUUUGGUGAUGAUUGUCCACGGGUGGUCGGUGGACGGCCUGCUGGAAAGCUGGAUCUGGCAGAUGGUGGCGGCGCUGAAAUCACAGCCGGCCCGGCCAGUGAACGUGGGGCUGGUAGACUGGAUCUCCCUGGCGCACAGCCACUAUGCCGUCGCGGUGCGCAAUGCCCGCCUGGUGGGCCAGGAGGUGGCGGCUCUUCUUCAGUGGCUGGAGGAAUCUGCUCCUUUUUCUCGAAGCAAUGUUCACCUAAUUGGGUACAGCCUGGGUGCUCAUGUCGCCGGAUUUGCUGGCAGCUACAUCAGCGGAAAGCACAAGAUUGGAAGAAUUACAGGGCUGGAUGCUGCAGGCCCUCUGUUCGAGGGGACGUCCGCCAGUGACCGUCUUUCUCCAGAUGAUGCCAACUUUGUGGAUGCCAUUCACACCUUUACCCGGGAACACAUGGGCCUCAGUGUGGGCAUCAAACAGCCCGUAGGCCACUAUGACUUCUACCCCAACGGGGGCUCCUUCCAGCCUGGCUGUCACUUCCUGGAGCUCUACAAACACAUCGCCCAGCACGGCUUAAACGCCCUCUCGCAGACCAUCAAGUGCGCCCACGAGCGGUCGGUGCACCUCUUCAUUGACUCCCUGCUGCACCCCAGCAUGCAGAGCACGGCCUACCAGUGCAGCGACAUGGACAGCUUCAGCCAGGGCCUGUGCCUGGGCUGCACCAAGGGCCGCUGCAACACACUGGGCUACCACAUCCGCCAGGAGCCCCUGAGCAAGGGCAAGCGGCUCUUCCUCGUGACCCAGGCCCAGUCGCCCUUCAGAGUUUAUCAUUACCAGUUCAAGAUUCAGUUCAUCAAUCAAAUUGAGAAGCCACUGGAACCAACUUUUACCAUGUCACUUCUCGGAACAAAAGAGGAAAUGCAGAAAAUCCCCAUCACGCUGGGCGAGGGAAUUACUAGUAAUAAGACCUAUUCCUUUCUGAUCACGCUGAAUUUGGAUAUCGGCGAGCUGAUGGUGAUCAAGUUCAAAUGGGAAAACAGCGCAGUGUGGGCCAACGUCUGGAAUACGGUGCAGACCAUCAUCCCCUGGGGCAUAAAGCCCCGAAACUCGGGCCUCAUUCUGAAGACCAUCAGAGUCAAAGCCGGAGAAACCCAGCAAAGAAUGACAUUUUGCUCAGAAAACAUGGAUGAUCUGCAACUUCACCCGACCCAGGAGAAAAACUUCGUGAGAUGUGAAGUAAACCCAAAAAAAUUGAAGCUAAAGAUCAAAUGAGUUUUGCUGAAGACUCGGUGUAAAGAAUAAAUAAAAAUUCAUUUAUUCCUUA
This is a messenger RNA of Oryctolagus cuniculus (rabbit), 1722 nucleotides long. The record is from RefSeq and is a predicted model, not a curated record. Lineage: Eukaryota; Metazoa; Chordata; Mammalia; Lagomorpha; Leporidae.